Molecule: messenger RNA, 561 nt
Organism: Hansenula ciferrii
Lineage: Eukaryota; Fungi; Ascomycota; Saccharomycetes; Phaffomycetales; Wickerhamomycetaceae
Gene: SLX9
Product: Slx9p
Exons: 2
Coding region: 1-561 (186 amino acids)
Biological process (GO): maturation of SSU-rRNA from tricistronic rRNA transcript (SSU-rRNA, 5.8S rRNA, LSU-rRNA)
Cellular component (GO): 90S preribosome; preribosome, small subunit precursor; nucleolus
Source: RefSeq, a predicted model, not a curated record
AUGAAAAGAACAAAUUUAAGAAGUAAAGUAGCUGCAAGAGCUAAUACUACAUCAAAAUCAACUCCAAAUCAACAAGUUGAAUUACCAGAAGAUCCAAAGGCAUUUUUACAUGAAUAUAAAGAAUCAAAAAGGGAUAAAUUACAAUCUCGUCAUCAAGAAUUUUUGACAAAAUUAAAUUCUAAAAAUGAUAAUAAUGGUAAUAUAUCCAAAUCAAGUUUAAGACGUCGUAAAAGAAAACAAAAACAAGAAUUAGCACCAAAGAUGAAUGAUUUAUUAACUUCAUUAGAAGAUACUAUAACACCUGAAACCGCUACAACUACAACUACUAUACAACCACAAAAAAUUCCAAAUAUAAAUAUAAUAGAUAAAAAAUUUAUUGAAACAAAAACUAAACCAAAUAAAAAUCAACCAAAUCCACAAAAUAAAAAAGGUUCAAAAAAAAUUGAACAAGUUGAAAGAUUACAAUUUACAAAUAUUUUGAAAACUACAAGUUUUAAGAAAAGUCCAUUUGAAGCUUUAAAAGCAAAUAUUUCAAAUAGAUUAGGAAAUGAUAUAUUAUGA